AUGUCAACAUCGCCCCAGCCGCGCAUCACGCGCGACACCUUUCUGCACACCGUUUCCCUGCAGAAGAACAGGCCCGGUACCAUACCGUCGUCGCACCAUGUCACCAUUUUCAUGAUCUCAGGGAAUCCAGGGUUAAUUGGGUACUACCAUACCUUCCUGUCGCUUCUUGCUGACAAAUUGGGUUCGCGCGGCGCGCCGAGUACAAUUCAGAGUCGUAGUCAUACGUGUGAAUUUCAGAUCUACGGACAUAGUCUGGGUGGCUUCGAGCUCGAGCAGCAUGAGGAUCUAGAUGUCAGAAAGCGCUUAUUUGAUCUUGAGGACCAGAUCUGCUAUGUUCAGGAGAAGCUUGAUGAGUUCCUUGCGGGCGGGGAGACGAAGCAGAAGGUCAUUCUUGUUGGGCAUUCGGUGGGCGCUUAUAUCGCUAUGGAGAUUCUGAGGAGGCAUCGGGAGAGGUCAGAUGCUAAAGUCAGGACCGGGGCUGAUAAGGCCGACUUCGAUAUCGUUGGCGGAAUCAUGCUCUUCCCUACUGUCGUGGAUAUUGCCAAGUCGCCCUCUGGGCAGAAGUUGACGCGAUUGCUGUACUUCAUACCCCAGCUGGCGCUAGUCGUUGGCUUCUUGGCCCGGGUUCUGGCAAUGUUACUUCCAGACGCUCUACUGCGUGGUCUGAUCAAGAAUGUUAUGGGGUCACCACCGGAUAGUGCGGUUGAGACAACCGCGGCGUUUAUCAAGAGUAAAUGUGGCGUUAGACAAGCUUUACACAUGGCCUCUGACGAGAUGCAGACCAUCACUUCGGACAAAUGGGGCGAUGAUGUCUGGGGUGUGUCGACGGCCAGUGAGCCGCUGACUCGUUUAUUCUUUUACUUCGGCCGAAAUGACCAUUGGGUGGCGGAGCGGACGAGGGACGAGAUUAUUGACCUUCGAGGGCGCGUAGAAGGCGGGCCUACCAUGUCGGUUUGUGAGCUUGGACUUCCGCACGCGUUCUGCUUAAGGCAUAAUGAUAUUAUGGCGGAGAAGGUGGCCGAUAUGGUUAUGGAUAUAGUGUCGGCUUGA
Messenger RNA from Aspergillus fumigatus Af293, 1050 nucleotides. Its product is annotated as bifunctional triacylglycerol lipase/ester hydrolase. Gene Ontology annotation, molecular function: lipase activity. Bases 1 to 1050 code for a protein of 349 amino acids. Gene Ontology annotation, biological process: lipid storage. The transcript is spliced from 4 exons. The record is from RefSeq and is a predicted model, not a curated record. Gene Ontology annotation, cellular component: lipid droplet. NCBI's taxonomy places the organism in Eukaryota, Fungi, Ascomycota, Eurotiomycetes, Eurotiales, Aspergillaceae.